This is a messenger RNA of Drosophila hydei, 1663 nucleotides long. RefSeq names its product clavesin-1. The coding region runs from base 335 to 1333 and encodes 332 amino acids. Lineage: Eukaryota; Metazoa; Arthropoda; Insecta; Diptera; Drosophilidae. Gene Ontology annotation, cellular component: membrane. Gene Ontology annotation, molecular function: phosphatidylinositol bisphosphate binding. The record is from RefSeq and is a predicted model, not a curated record. The transcript is spliced from 3 exons.
CUCGCUGUAUUGGCCGCCAGCUGCUCAAAAAGCCAAUUGAGUGGAAGUGCGUUGAGCGCGGCUUAAAUACGUUUUCAGUUACCCAAAAAGCGUCAGUUUCGCUCAAAGCGUCUCCACGUUCACAACGUUCGUCGUCGUCGUCGGCUGGGCAGAAAGAAGAAAUAGUCAAGAGAAAAAGCAAAUUUAAUAUAUUUAACCUGGCCCAUUGCAACGCCGCGUCGCACAAGUAAACCAUAUUUAUAUAAGUUUUUGGCGAAGUUGUGAAAUCAAAGUGUUUUAGCCAAAACCAAAAACCAAAAGCCAAAAGCCAAUCACUUUGAAACGGAUUUCUAAAAUGCUGGAAACUGAGGUGCUGCAACAACCCAAACUCGAUGGACCCACAUCCAAUGACAAGGACUUCGAUCCCUAUGUGUGCUCUCUGAGCGCCGAUUUGAAGGUGGUGGCCAAGGAGGAGCUGCACGAGGAUGAGAACAUACGGCGACAGGCGUUGGCCCAGUUUCGCGAGUGGAUUGCCAAGCAUCCGCACAUCAAGAAGUGCCGCACGGAUGCAAUUUUCCUGCUGCGCUUUCUGCGCACCAAGAAAUUCUCAGUGCCCGCAGCCUGCGAGAUGCUCGAGCGCUAUCUGACCAUUCGCCAGCUGUUCCCCCAAUGGUUCCAGAAACUGGACAUCAAUGAUCCGGCCAUUAAUGAGAUAUUCGAGGCUGGCUAUCUGGUGCCGCUGCCGCAGCGUGAUUCGAUGGGGCGUCAAGUGAUCUUCUCGGUGGCCGCCAAGUUUGAUCCCUACAAGUUCACAUCGGUGCAGAUGGCGCGCGUGCAUAGCCUGAUCUGUGAAUCGCUGCUGGACGAAGAGGACUCUCAGGUGUCGGGCUAUGUCUAUGUGAACGACGAGAGCGGCAUGAACAUGGGCUUCGUUAGCCUCUGGUCGCUCACCGAUCUGCGCAGCAUCAUGAAGUGCAUCCAGAACUCGACGCCCAUGCGCCACAAAGAGACCCAUUUCGUGAAUAUACCCCACUAUGCCAAUCGCAUCAUUGAGCUGGGCGUGUCCAUGCUCAGCGAUAAGCUGAAGAAGCGCAUCAUUGUGCACAAGAACGUGGAGGCGCUGAAGACGAAAAUGGAUCCCGCUAUUUUGCCGAAGGAAUACGGCGGCACCGUGCCCAUCGCCGAGAUGAUACGCGAGUUCAAGGCGAAGCUGCUGCAGCGUCGUGCGGCGAUUCUCGCCCUGGACGACAUGCAGAUCGAGAUCACCAAGGAGGCGGCCAACUUUGCGGGCAACGACGUGGGCGACAUUGAUGCCGGCGUCGUGGGUAGCUUUAGGAAACUGGAGGUGGACUAGUUGUAAUAUCCAGUUGGGCUUUAGAUUAAGCUAGGCUAGGUCAGAAUACCAUUGAGACAUUUGACAACCCACACACACACACACACACACGAAAGGCAAUCAAAAUUGUUUCGCCUUAAGGCAGCAUAAACCCUAAAUUAUAAAAAUACAAUUAUUUACGGCAGUGACUGCAGCAUCAAAUUGGGCACAGAUACAGGUACCGGAAACUGAGCUUGUAGUCAAAAAGUUGUUGCUAGUUACACACACUCACACACACACAUGUUUUCCAUUCAUGCACACCUCUAGUGUGUGCAUGUCUGCUAUUUAAAUAUAUAUACCUUGUUCAAAUGA